GCCCUUGCGGUUCCAGGCUGGCUCUUGCGCACAGAAUCGCGGCCACUAGAGCUCGCGUUGGAGUGAAUGAAGAUCCGCCUGCGCACGAUCGUUUCUGGGCUCCUUUUCUCAGUCGAACGGAUCGAGUCCCGAACGGACCCGCUGCCGGAGCGCAGCGCUGGAGUGGGAGGACACCGACACUAACGCUGAAAUAUGAGAGAACAGAACCGGGGCGCGUGAAGGCGCAUGGGAGAGGACUUGCCAUGAACUCCUGGCUGUAAAAGGAGAAGAAGAAGAAAAAAAGAGAGCUGGAUUUGCUUAAGGGAUGAUUACUCCAACUCUGGUUCCGGGGGAAGCUGUGCACACCUACCAGUCCCCGCCUGAAUGGAGUGAUAGACCGAGGGGGUUCUAGAUCCAGACCUUCCCUCCAGACUGAGCAGAGCCAGUUUCAUUCAUGCAGGAGCCUGGAGAUCCAGGAGUGAGUCAAGCCAACAUGCUGCGACUGAGUCCAUCAGCUUUACGUUUGCUGUGGAUCCUGUUCAUCUGCAACGUUUUCCCGCUUGAUGCAGAAGAAAAGCAGGGUUACCUGGUUGCCGCACCCUCUGUUUUUCGAGCAGGCGUUGAGGAGAGCGUGAGCGUGACCCUUUUUAACCCCAAAGCGGAAACACGGGUUCAGGCGCAGCUGUCAGUGAAGGGGCAGACGGUGGCCCACAGCCACAGCUUCGUGUUCGAUAAAGGAACCAUUAAAUUGAAGGUUCCCUCUGGGUUGAGAGGCCAAGCUCAUUUGAAAGUGUGGGGGAACCGCCAUCUGACAGAGGGAGGUUACAUUUUCCACAACUUCACCACCGUCACCGUGGAGAGCAAGGGCACGGCAGUCUUCAUCCAGACCGACAAGCCAAUCUACAAGCCCAAACACAAAGUGCUCAUCAAUGUCUACACUGUCACACCAGACUUGAGGCCAGGGAACGAAAAGAUUGAGGCGUAUGUUUUGGAUCCAAGAGGAUCGAGGAUGAUCCAGUGGAAGAACCUUAAACCUGUCUGCUGCGGACUUGUGAACAUGAGUUUCCCUCUGUCGGACCAGCCUGUUUUUGGGGAGUGGUUGGUGUUUGUAGAGGUGCAUGGCCACACUUACAACAAGUCCUUCCAAGUGCAGAAAUACGUGAUGCCAAAGUUCGAGUUGGUCGUCGACCCACCCCGGUACAUCCGUGAUCUAAACCUCUGCGAGCUGGCCAGCGUCACAGCUAAGUAUACCUUUGGGAAGCCAGUGACAGGUAAGCUGACCGUGAACAUGACGGUGAAUGGCGUCGGCUACUACCGCCAUGAGAUGGGGCAUCCUGUCAUCAAAGCUAUGGAGAUCAGAGGCUCUGCGAAUUUCAGCCUGUGUGUCAAAGAGAUGAUGCCGGUGGAUGUGGCUGACCACUUCAGGGGGACGGUUAGCAUCUGGGCGUCUGUGACCAGCGUGGACGGAAGCAGGCAAACCACGUUUGAUGAUUCAACACCUGUUCACAAGCAGCUCAUCGACAUCAAGUACUCCAAGGAGACACGGAAACAGUUCAAACCCGGGCUUCCCUAUAAAGGAAAGGUUGAUGUCACUUAUCCGGAUGGGAGCCCAGCUGAUGGGGUGAAGGUGCGCAUCAAAGCAGAGCUCAGUCCAAGAGACGACAUCUACACCAGUGAACUGGUGUCCAAAGAUGGCCAAGUCAGCUUUGAGAUUCCCUCCAUCCCCACAGCUGCCCAGUAUGUCUGGCUUGAGACCAAGGUGACAUCCAUAGAUGACAGAACGGUGGGAGACCAAUAUUUACCAAAUUACCUUUCCAUAACUAGUUGGUAUUCUCCAAGUAUGUGUCACAUCCAGAUCCAAAGCCCCAGCAAACUUCUAAAGGUUGGCCAAGAGGCUGAAGUGGCCCUGAAAUCCACUUGUCCCUGUAAUUUCACUUUGCACUAUGAAGUGGCGUCCCGGGGUAACAUCGUCCUGUCUGGGAAACAACAAGCAAACGCGACGGCUACACGCAGAGAAAAACGGGCCACGGUCACCUUUGAUAAGAACACUCACGCCACUCAAAGCCCGCCAUCUUCAUCAGAUCCUGCAGGUUCAUCCUCACAGGACGAAAUGGACAUCUGCGUGUCUUAUCUGCGUUUCCCUGUCAGUAACUCCAUGGCGCCCACCAGCCGUCUGCUGGUCUACUAUGUGAGGGAAAAUGGCGAAGGUGUCACAGACAGUCAACAGCUUUCCGUCCAGCCAGAGUUUGAGAACCAGGUGUCCGUUUCCCUUUCCAAUAACGAGUCCGUGCCGGGGGACCCGGUGACUCUGCGUGUUCGGGGCGACAGGGGCUCCUGCGUUUGUGUCUUAACUGUUGACAAGAGUCUCUACCUGUUAAAGCCUGACUUUCCACUGACUCCUGACAAGGUCUUCAGAGAGUUGGCAGAGUUUGACGUCUCCGACGUGUUUGGCGGCCCUAAAGACGACGCCCACUUCUGGUGGCCGGGUCUGUCAUCCAGGAGGCGCAGGCGCUCCUCCGUGUUUCCGUGGCACUGGGACUUCACUAAGGAUGCACGCUUCGCUUUCACUGAAACGGGGCUGGUGGUGAUGACAGAUAUGGUGAGCCUGAACCACCGGCAGAGUGGAGGAAUGUACACAGAUGAGGCUGUACCUGCCUUUCAGCCGCACACCUCCACCUCCGUGGCUGCCGUCAACCCCCGCCCCUCAAACAGAGCAGAGAGACAAAGGCGCACGUUCUUCCCGGAGACGUGGGUGUGGCACUGCCUCAAUGUCAGCUCGGAGACGGGAGAGGCUGAGCUGCAGUUGGACGUGCCCGACUCCAUCACCACAUGGGUGACGGAAGCUGUCGGCCUUUCUGAAAAGAAGGGUCUGGGUGUAGCAGAGAGGGUGGAGCUUCGCACCUUCAAACCCUUCUUUGUUGACUUCACGCUGCCCUACAGCUUAAUCAGAGGCGAGCAGACCAAAGUUCCCCUCACCGUCUACAACUACAUGCCCACCUGCGCUGAGGUUCAUGUGAAAGUGUCCGUUCCAAAGGGCGUCAAGUUUAUUGGUCAUCCUGGAAAGCACCACAUUGCUAGAAAGAAGUGUGUUAGUUCUGGAGAAGCGACUCCCACAUCCAUCGUUUUGUCUUUUGCUGAACUGGGAUCUGUUGACAUCACAGCCCGAGCCAUCGCCUACAGUUCUCCAAGUUGCUGUUCAGAUGGAUUCCUUAUUGGCAAAGUAGGAAAUGAUAUGGAGGAAAGAAGGAUUCCAACCGGUUUGGACUAUGUUCGCAGGACUGUCUUGGUGGAGCCAGAAGGCCUGCCAAGAGAAUACACUUACAGUGUCUUCUUCUGCCCCAAUGAGAGAAUUCACAUUUCCACCCCUAACAAAUAUGAAUAUCAGUAUGUCAAAAAACCAACCAAGAUGUACCAGUUCCCGGUGGCAGUGAAGACCCACAACAAUGCCCACUUUGCCCUCUCUGCCAGUCCCCAUGACAGUGCAGAGAUGCUUGAGAUUGUACUCGGUGGUAGACAGAACACUCGCUCCUGGAUUUCUCUGGGCAAGAUGGGUGAGCCAUUGGCCUCCGCCCACACACCGGGUAUCCUGUCCUGGGAUGAGUUCCGCAGUUUCUGGAUAAGCUGGAAGGAUGGUCUAGUUCAGGUGGGGCAUGGUAUACAUCCUUCCAAUGAAUCUAUCAUUCUCCAGUGGUCAGGCCAAUUCCAAGGACAGGUGCAACAUAUUGGGUUUUCAACAGGGUGGGGUUCAGUUGGGGAGUUCAAGAUCUGGAGGAAGGAGGAUUCUGAUGACAAUCACAAUGAGGCCUUUACACUGGGGGUUCCACACAACCUGGUGCCUGGAUCAGAAAGAGCCACUGCAUCCAUGAUUGGAGAUGUCAUGGGUCCUACUUUAAAUAACCUGGACAAUCUGCUUAGGCUGCCCUUUGGGUGUGGUGAGCAAAACAUGAUCCACUUUGCCCCAAAUGUCUUUGUUCUGAAGUACUUGCAGAAGACCAGGCAGCUCAGCCAGGAGGUUGAAAAUGAAGCAACUGACUAUUUGCUUCAAGGCUACCAGAGACAACUCACCUACAAGCGGCAGGAUGGAUCCUACAGCGCCUUUGGCGAAAGGGAUUCCUCUGGGAGUAUGUGGCUCACAGCUUUUGUGUUGAAGUCCUUUUCUCAGUCACGAGCUUUCAUCUUUAUUGACUCUGAAGAGCUUCAUGCAGCAAAGUCCUGGCUCAUCAAACAUCAGCAGGAUGACGGGUCCUUCCCUGCUAUGGGACGCAUCCUCAACAAAGACCUUCAGGGAGGGAUCCAUGGGAAGAUUUCACUUACGGCGUAUGUGGUAGCAGCUCUGCUGGAGACUGGGAUCACCACAGAGGAAGAAAAGGUGGCGGUUUCCAAAGCCAAGGAUUUCUUGGAGAGCAGUUUGCAUUCUGUUGAUGACCCAUACACCACCGCUCUGUCUGCUUACACCUUGGCUCUGUUACGCAGCCCUUACGCUCCUCUGGCUUUGCGCCGCCUCAACCACAUGGCCAUCACACAAGAUGGACUUACCCACUGGAGUAUGACGGGCAGCAGUGUGACAGAUGAAGAUACCUUCAUGGGCUUCAGUGACGGUCUCUCUCAGUCAGUGGUGUCAGCAGAGGUGGAGAUGACGGCUUAUGGUCUUUUGACCUACACUCUCCUGGGGGAUGUGGGCUCCGCACUGCCUGUGGUCAAAUGGCUCUCCCAACAAAGGAAUGCCUUAGGUGGCUUCUCUUCCACACAAGACACGUGUGUGGCUCUGCAGGCCUUGUCAGAGUACGCCAUCUUGUCUUAUGUAGGAGGGGUGAACCUCACCAUCUCUCUGGCUUCCACCAACCUUGACUUCCAGGAGACCUUUGAACUAAACAAAGACAACAAGAAGCUGCUCCAGAGCGCCAAGAUCCCGAGUAUCCCCACAGGCCUUUUUGUCAGUGCUAAAGGAGAAGGCUGCUGCCUCAUGCAGAUUGAUGUCUCUUAUAAUGUUCCUGAUCCGGUGUCCAAACCAGCUUUCCACCUCAAAGUGGAUCUGAAAGAGCCUUUUCAGGAACGACCCGUCAAGCCUCUGUCCACCUCCUCUCAUCACACCGCCUCUCGCUCCCGGAGCCGAGCAGACAACCGCUCUGAGCUUCACCGGAAACGGCGGGCGCCCAUUGAGGAUGACGAUCCUUCGGCCCACAAGGACAAAAUGGACUUUCGCAUCUCCUUAGAAGUUUGUGCCAGAUGGCUCCAUUCCGGCUCAUCAAAUAUGGCCGUCGUAGAGGUUCCAAUGAUUUCGGGUUUCCGAGCAGACGUAGAAAGUCUAGAGCGGAUACUGAUGGACAAGAGGGUGGGACUGAAGAGGUACGAGCUGGACGGGAGAAAAGUGCUGCUCUAUUUUGAUGAGAUUCCCAGUCAAUGUAUGACAUGUGUGGCCUUCCAAGCUGUCCGGGAAUUCAUUGUGGGCAAAACGGCACCUGUUCCAGUCAAGAUCUAUGACUACUAUGAACCAGCGUUUGAGGCCACCAGGUUCUACAACGUCAGUGAGAGCAGCCCACUUGCACGUGAACUGUGUGAUGGACCCACCUGCAACGAAGUGGAGAGUUCAACCAAUCAGUGGAUAGGCUUCGUGCAAUCACACCAGUGCAACAACGUGUUCGGCUGCCCGGAGGAAGAGCAGUUUGAGCGCUGCACGUGUCACAGAGACUGUGGCUACGACGGCGAGCCGGUGUGUGGGUCAGAUGGACAGCUCUACCAAAACCCGUGUCAAAUGGAGGUUUUUGCCUGUCGAAACGGGACACGCAUCAGAGAGGUUUCUUUGUCCCAGUGCUCUCCCGUGGAAACGACUGGAGACAGCCACUCGGCAGCAAACCAGGACACCGAGCAACCAUCCGUUCCAGUGAACAUGGGUGAGGAGGAGCAGGGCUCCGUGGCAGAGGCCUCCUACUAUUCCUACGAGUACGACUCCGAUUCUGAGCCUUUCCUGGCUGAUGCUGAAGGAGGGGACCGCAUUGACCUGGAGCCUAAAAUGUUCCUACCAGCAGACGCCCAGCCUCCCACGUUGGACACAAAAAGCUCUCCUGAACGAUGAGACGCCCCAUGCUAAAGCUCCGCCUCUCCUCCAAAUUGUAUCAUACAUGUGAAUAAGCUUGUGAAUGAAAGAGAAGUGCGACUGAGGACUCGCCUGGAGGAAGAGUUUGCUCUUGGAGAAUGAUUGUGUUUCUGUAGUUCGGAUGCUUUAAUGUUUGCUCUUGUGUGCAGAGGGUUGAUUGUGAAAUGUUGUCAAAAACAUAAAGAUAGAAACCUCUAGAUUUGUACUUAUCAUCAUCAACAAUCCUAGUCACCAAUAAGCACCGUAGCAUUUUUGUUUUAUUCACUGUCUGCCUUUUAUCUUCUCUAGAAGAAAUAAUCGAGUAUUUAUGUUUGUAAUUACACCUGAUGUUAAGCAAACAUGUUGUUAUAUUUUCUAUCUGUGGUAUUUAUUUGUAUCUACAGGUCAUUUUUUUUAUUUUGUUGUGGUGUUUUUGAGUCGUCCCUCUGCCGUUCAGUCCACCAAUUUCCCCUGCGGUCGAUUCGAUGGCAAGCUUUAACCCAAUUCCUGAAAGUUUGAGGAAAUUCUUGUGACGGUUUGAUGCAGGAAAACAAAACACAGAUGCUCACCAGAUGCUUUACAGGAACAUGCGCUGAUGUGCUUUUCAUUUUCAAGAUUUUUGGAAUUUUUCUGUCGGUUUAUCAUCGCAGGAGAGAGAAGAAAAACAACUCUGGAGAGGAUAGAAGACCAACACGCAACAAAGUCCACUGAAACGGAGGACUUUGCAUUUACUGGAAAGGUCGUUUUGGAUUACAAAAGCUGCCUUUGGAGCUUUCAGGACAGGAACGUCGUCUGUUCUCUUCAUGCAUCUACCUUGUGGUUUGAUUGUACAGUUCAUAAGCUAUUUUAUUUUUGUUCAGUUUUGAUCAUGUCAUACAGAGUCGAAGUGUUUUAAAUUCUGUAAAUGUACCAAAUUAAAACACAUACAAACCCAGA
Messenger RNA from Oryzias latipes (Japanese medaka), 6988 nucleotides. It is a transcript of the gene cpamd8, whose product is annotated as C3 and PZP like alpha-2-macroglobulin domain containing 8. Gene Ontology annotation, cellular component: extracellular region. The record is from RefSeq and is a predicted model, not a curated record. Gene Ontology annotation, molecular function: protein binding; endopeptidase inhibitor activity. Lineage: Eukaryota; Metazoa; Chordata; Actinopteri; Beloniformes; Adrianichthyidae.